CGACCAGAGCAAAGCUAUCCAAUUAUUUGAAGCACCGAGAUUCUACUUGCCACUUAAUUAUUGUCUUUCCAUGACAUGUAUUUGUUUAUUUAUUUAUGUAUAUUUUUUAAUAAUUAAAUUAUUUAUUUUCGACUAGUAAACUACAUCAAAUACGGUAUGUUAUUAGUUAUUAUAUACCUUACACCCGAUUUUCAAGACCGAUGCACUCAUGAAAGAGCGCAAAUCUCAUCUUAAUUCAAAAUAUUUUAUUUCCAUCAUAUAUUUAACAUGUGCAGAAUGUGAUUAAAAACAGGUGAUUGUGACUACAAACUCCAAAUGCGGUUUGUUUUUGAAGCAGAUCAAUGUAAAAUUGAGAUAAUUCUAUGUUAGAUUCUGAAUUUAAUGAUAAAAUCUUUCUGAUUUUCAAGUCCUUAAAUCUUACAGACAUUUACUUUUCAAGCUUUUUAAGGUAGAGGCUACCCAUAUUUUAUGAGAAAAUGAGUGUCUUGUUGAGAGGUCUUCAGUCAAAGGUAAAUAAAACCAACUUUGCCUGUUUUCUGAGACGAGGCAAAUACUCUUGUGACACACCGAAAAACCCAAACGACCCAACACAAGGGAGAUCCGCAUCAACUGAGGCCGAAUUCAAUGUGAAGCCUUGCGAUCUGCACAGACUAGAUAAAGGUCCCGCCCAGAAAGUGAAGAUUAGCUCUGAUGAAGUUCUAAAGCUGUACAGGGAAAUGCAGGCGAUCAGACGGAUUGAGAUGGCUUCAUCGGCGCUGUACAAGGAGAAACUGAUUUUGGGGUUCUGUCACCUGUACUCGGGGCAGGAGGCGGUGUGUGUGGGCAUGAAGUCGAUUAUGCGACCUCAGGACUCGAUUGUGGCGUCUUACAGGAUCCACGGUUGGGCGUACAGUUUCGGCGUCUCGGCGCUUGGCAUCUUGUCCGAACAGACGGGACGCCACUCGGGUAUCUGCCGCGGCAAGGGGGGAUCCAUGCACAUGUACGAGAAGAACUUUUUUGGAGGCAAUGGUAUUGUUGGAGCUCAGGUACCCCUGGCGGCAGGCGUGGCGUUCGCGAACAAAUACAAGGGCAACGACGGCAUAUGCUACGGCCUGUACGGAGACGGCGCGGCCAACAACGGCCAGGUGUUUGAAGCAUUCAACAUGGCGGCGCUGUGGGCUCUGCCCGUCUGCUUCGUCUGUGAGAACAAUCUCUACGGCAUGGGAACCAGUGUCAACCGGUCCUCGGCCAGCACUGACUACUUCAAGCGCGGCGACUUCAUUCCCGGUAUCCGAGUGGACGGCAUGGACAUUCUGGCAGUGCGGGCGGCCACCCAGUUUGUGACAGAAUACUGCACGGCGGGAAAAGGGCCACUGAUGAUGGAGAUGCUGACCUACCGCUACAUGGGUCACUCCAUGUCCGACCCAGGCACCACCUACCGGACACGCGAGGAAGUGGCCGAGAUGCGCAAGUCACGUGACCCCAUCCUCAUGCUCAGGGAGCGAGCAAUGGACGCCAACCUGGUGACCGAACAACAGUUCAAGGCCAUCGACAAGGAGGUGAAGAAGGAGGUCGACGAGGCCACCCAAAAGGCCAAGACCGACAGCUUCCUCCCCGAGGAGGAGAUCGCCAACGACGUCUAUGUCAACAGUCUGGAGACUGAGAUUCGCGGCAACACCAUCUUCAACAACUACAAACACAGGAAUACUAGAAAUCCUAUCAAUCUUUGAAUAAUAUGAUGUUUCUGUUUUGGGAGAUUCAAACUGAUAUAAAGAUUAUAUUUAGAUUUAUUGUGAUAAACCUUUCAACAACUCAAAACAAAGUGGCAUCCAUUACUACUUCAAUCAAUCUUUGGAAUAAAUUAAGUUUUUUGUUUUGGGAGACUCAAACCGCGAUAAAGAUGAUCUAUUUGGAUUUACUGGUUCAAUACACAGUUAUAACUUCUAUAAAUUUCUUAAAAAUUCAAGUCUUUGUCUUCGGAGAUUCAAGAUUAAGUAAUGGAGAUAAUCUAUUUAGAAUGAUUUUGGCAAAACCUUUCAACUAUCAGUUUUUCAAAUAUAUUAAUCAAUCUUUAAAAA
This is a messenger RNA of Nilaparvata lugens (brown planthopper), 2057 nucleotides long. Its product is annotated as pyruvate dehydrogenase E1 component subunit alpha, mitochondrial. The coding region runs from base 477 to 1709 and encodes 410 amino acids. The transcript has 4 exons. The record is from RefSeq and is a predicted model, not a curated record. Gene Ontology annotation, molecular function: pyruvate dehydrogenase (acetyl-transferring) activity. Gene Ontology annotation, cellular component: intracellular membrane-bounded organelle. Gene Ontology annotation, biological process: pyruvate decarboxylation to acetyl-CoA. Lineage: Eukaryota; Metazoa; Arthropoda; Insecta; Hemiptera; Delphacidae.